This is a messenger RNA of Cynara cardunculus var. scolymus (artichoke), 1614 nucleotides long. Its product is annotated as probable glycerol-3-phosphate acyltransferase 3. The record is from RefSeq and is a predicted model, not a curated record. The transcript has 2 exons. Gene Ontology annotation, cellular component: membrane. Gene Ontology annotation, biological process: cutin biosynthetic process. Gene Ontology annotation, molecular function: glycerol-3-phosphate 2-O-acyltransferase activity; phosphatase activity. Lineage: Eukaryota; Viridiplantae; Streptophyta; Magnoliopsida; Asterales; Asteraceae. Bases 4 to 1614 code for a protein of 536 amino acids.
AAUAUGGUUUUCAAGGCUUUACCUUACAGUACUCUCAAGCUUGUUCUCUUCAUCUCUCGUCUUCUUCUCAGACUCCAUAAAAACCAUACGAAAGCUCUCAAGAGAACCCUUAGCAACACCCAUGCAUCUCAUUUCAAACCACAAACUCCAUUUUCACUCGCUGAUCAAUCCGAUCUUUCACAAAAGACGUUGAUCUUCGAUGUCGAAGGAACCCUCUUGAGAUCUUCGUCUGUGUUUCCGUAUUUUAUGUUGGUUGCGUUCGAAGCCGGGAGCCUAAUUAGGGCUUUUGUGCUCUUCACUCUAUACCCACUUCUUUGUUUGGUUAGUGACGAGUUGUCUCUCAAGAUUAUGGUCAUGGUUUGCUUUUUUGGCAUAAAGAAAGAUAGCUUUCGAGUUGGAAGCUCCGUUUUGCCGAAGUUUUUCUUGGAAGAUGUUGGGUUGGAGGGUUUCAAUGUGUUGAGAAGAGGAGGAAAGAAAGUUGGUGUUAGCAAGUUGCCACAAGUCAUGGUUGAAGGUUUCUUGAAAGAUUAUUUGGAGAUUGAUUUUGUUUUUGGAAGAGAUCUCAUUGUUUAUGGUGGGUAUUUUGUGGGUCUCAUGAAACAAAACAAAAACCACAUUAAACAUCGUUUAAAUGAUGUAUUAGAUGAAGAAGAACCCAAGGUUUGCUUCUCGAACAGGUCCAUUAAGCACGAUUGGAUCUCCUGUAGCAAGGAAGUUUAUUUAACUAGCGAUGGAGAAAAGAUGGCAUAUCAAGCUCUCCCAAGAGGAAGAUAUCCAAAACCUCUAAUCUUUCAUGAUGGAAGAUUAGCCUUUAGACCCGAGCCACUAAGUAUGCUAGUCAUGUUCAUGUGGUUCCCAUUCGCGAUGGUUCUAACCAUUUUCCGAGCCAUCAUUGCAAUCUUCUUACCCUAUGGUGCAUUGACCCCGAUCCUAUCCUUCACCGGUAUGCAACUCAGGCUCUCCAACAAUAACUCGACUAAAAACUCCAUUAAUGAUCAUAAACAACACAAGGGCCUUCUGUAUGUAUGUAACCAUCGAACAUUACUCGAUCCAUUAUACCUCUCUUUUGGCCUCAAGAAACCCUUUGCUGCAGUCACAUACAGUCUGAGCCGAAUGUCCGAAAUCAUAUCACCAAUUAGAACCGUUAGAUUGACAAGAGAUAGAGAGCAGGAUGCUAAAACGAUGGAUAAGAUGUUAAAGCAAGGAGACCUGGUCGUCUGUCCAGAAGGUACAACUUGUAGGGAGCCAUAUCUGUUGAGAUUCAGCCCUUUAUUUGCAGAGCUGAGUGAUCGUAUCGUUCCAGUGGCUUUGGAUACUCACGUUAGCAUGUUUUAUGGGACAACAGCCGGUGGAUUGAAAUGCUUAGAUCCGUUUUUGUUUAUGAUGAAUCCAAACCCAGUUUAUAGAGUUCGAUUUCUGGAGAUGGUGAGUGGUGUUUCAUCAUCAACAUCAUAUGGUGAUGGGAAGUCUGCAAGUUUCGAUGUUGCAAAUUAUGUGCAAAACGAGAUUGGGAAGACAGUGGAGUUUGAAUGCACGAGCUUAACGAGAAAAGAUAAGUAUCUGGUGUUGGCCGGAAACGAAGGGAUUGUGAAUUCUGCAUGUAACAAAAGAUGA